Molecule: messenger RNA, 1881 nt
Organism: Lottia gigantea (owl limpet)
Lineage: Eukaryota; Metazoa; Mollusca; Gastropoda; Lottiidae
Exons: 1
Coding region: 1-1881 (626 amino acids)
Source: RefSeq, a predicted model, not a curated record
AUGGAUUACACACACAUGGUCAGUAACGAAAUAGAACGUGCUGAGAAAUUUCGAAAAAUCUUUCAAAAUUCGAAAAAUUUCAAUUCGCAUGUUGUGUCGAGUGCCAGUAAGAAUAACCUGCUUCUUGUAGAAACUUCAGAAAUUGAAACGUAUCUUAGUGAGGACAAUGAAAAGCAUGUGCCAUCGGUUUCAUCUCAUCUCGACUUUGAUGGUGAAAACAAUGUGGCACCAGUCAGUUUUAUCGUAGCAAAUGAUUCAAUUCAGUUUUUAGAGAGAGAAAAAUUUGACACAGAAUAUGUACAGGUUUCAAAAGAUAAUGGAUCCACACAAAAUUCAACUGGAUCUGAAGUAUCUUCAACACACAAAGUUCAUCCUAAAGGAUACAUUGAACAUUCAAUGGAUAAUGAUAAUCCAGCUGAACCUUUUUUACUGCCAACUGAUGAUGCUGGUUCUUUGUGGAUUACCAAAGAUAAUAAUCGUGAUACGGAUUCUGUACAAUCUUCAACAGGUUAUGAUUCAAGGUCUGUUCCAUCUACCAAAGAUAAUGAGUUUCUAACUGGGUCUGUGCAUCUGACAGCAUAUGAUAAUUGUUUACCGAGUUCUGUUCAGCCUUCAACAGAUAAUGAUUGUCUAACUGGGUCUGUUCCGCCUUCAGCGGAAGAUGAUUGUCAGACUGGACUGCCUGUUCAGCCUAUUACAGAUAAUGAUUGUCAAACUGGUAUGCCUGUUCAGCCUUCAACAGAAAAUGAUUAUAAAACUGGGUCUUCUCAGGUUGCAACAGAUAAUGAUUGUCUAACUGGGUCUGUUCCGCCUUCAGCGGGAGAUGAUUGUCAAACCGAACUAACUGUUCAGCCUAUUACAGAUAAUGAUUGUAAAACUGGUAUGCCUGUUCAGUCUUCAACAGAAAAUGAUUAUCAAACUGGGUCUUUUCAGCUUGCAACAGAUAAUGAUUGUCUAACUCUGCCUACACCAGAUUUUCUAAUUGGGUCUCUUCAACCAACAACAGAUAAUGAUUGUCUAACUGGGUUUGUUCAUCCUUCAACAGAUAAAAACUGUUUAUCUGGAACUCCUUUUCAGCCUACAGCAGAUUAUGGUCCGUCAAAAGCCAUUACCCCCUUUGGAUCUGCGCAAUCUUUGGAUAGGAAAGGAGAUUUAUAUAAAGGACCACGGUCUAUGACGCAUGAUAAUAAGAAUCCGUCUGAAUCGCCACCAGAUAUCUCCGAUGAUGACAUUAUGUAUAAAUUGGUAUGGAUGAGUUCUGAUUUGAGUAGUUUUCAAGAUGCUGUCCCCGUUACUACACCAACACAAAAACUUUUACGCUCAUUGCGUUUCACUAGCUCUCUGGAAUCUGUACCAGAGGACAAAUGCGAAGACGUAGUCGAAUCUUGUGAGAAAAGACACGGAAGACUGAAUAAAUUAUUGACUUUUGAAUCAAAAUUCUUUGACGAGAGCUAUACUUCUAUGGAGUUGGAAAUUGUGUUAGACUCGGAUUUCGGUGACUUAUCACCGGAAACACCACCUGGUUCUUUGGAAGCCGAGAGAAGAACUUGUUUAACUAACCACGAAGGAUUUGUUUCAGCAGUCUCAAAUAGAAAUUCCCUUGAACAAAACAUUCACAAGGAAGAUAAUGACGGUCAUGUUUGUGUGGAAAGUGACGAUGAAUUUGUGGUAAUAGAGAUGCCAGAGAAUAAAAUUCCUGAUAGUGAUAGUGGAAUUUUCUCAGAUAUAUCGGAGGUACACAGUGAUCGAGCUAGUACAGAAGAUCCAGAGUCCAGCAUCAACAGCACAUUACAACCGACGGAUAAUGGAAAGAAUGAGAUUAAGAAAACUACCAAGAGCACUAGAAUGUAUCGAGUAAGAAAUCUUUAUAUAUUCUAUUAG